Sphenostylis stenocarpa is the source of this 795-nucleotide messenger RNA. The record is from the annotation of a GenBank genome assembly. NCBI's taxonomy places the organism in Eukaryota, Viridiplantae, Streptophyta, Magnoliopsida, Fabales, Fabaceae.
AUGAUGGUGAGUUUAAAAGGACACCGUUGUGCUAUGCCUUUAUUCCAUGUUGUGGUUCGCGGAAAUUAUGAUACAGAUGCUGGUGUUGGCAUGGUUCAAUGGCAAAUGGCAUCUUCUUCAGACUCAUGGAUGAAGGAAUAUAAUGAAGCUGUAAAACUUGCUGAUGAUAUCACUGGCAUGAUUUCUGAACAUAGUUCGUUGCCUGCAUCUGGACCAGAAACCCAGCGGCAUGCAUCUGCUAUAAGAAGGAAGAUCACGAUAUUAGGGACCAGGCUUGAUAGUUUGCAAUCUCUUUUGUCAAAGGUCCCUGCAAAAACUGAGAAGGAGAUGAAUCGUCGCAAGGACACGCUUUCAAAUUUGAGGACAAAAGUUAACCAAAUGGCCUCAACAUUGAACAUGUCAAACUUUGCAAAUAGGGAUAGCUUGCUUGGGCCAGAAAUAAAGUCAGAUGCAAUGAGCAGAACUGUUGGCCUGGACAACAGUGGUCUAGUUGGUCUUCAACGGCAAAUUAUGAAAGAACAAGACGAUGGCCUUGAGAAAUUGGAGGAGACUGUAAUCAGUACUAAACAUAUUGCGUUGGCAGUGAAUGAAGAGCUGGAUCUACACACCAGGCUCAUUGAUGACUUAGACGAACAUGUAGAUGUAACAGAUUCUCGGCUGAGGCGAGUGCAAAAGAACUUAGCAGUUUUGAACAAACGUACCAAGGGUGGUUGCUCCUGCUUGUGCAUGCUUUUAUCAGUCAUUGGUAUAGUGGUUUUGAUUGUUGUCAUAUGGCUGUUGGUCAAAUAUUUGUAA